Molecule: messenger RNA, 2439 nt
Organism: Leptopilina boulardi
Lineage: Eukaryota; Metazoa; Arthropoda; Insecta; Hymenoptera; Figitidae
Gene: mre11
Product: double-strand break repair protein MRE11
Exons: 12
Coding region: 121-2181 (686 amino acids)
Biological process (GO): mitochondrial double-strand break repair via homologous recombination; mitotic G2 DNA damage checkpoint signaling; double-strand break repair via nonhomologous end joining
Cellular component (GO): nucleus; Mre11 complex
Molecular function (GO): manganese ion binding; 3'-5'-DNA exonuclease activity; DNA endonuclease activity
Source: RefSeq, a predicted model, not a curated record
ACUUUUGCAUUGCGUUUCACCGGUUUCACCCCCGUGGCUCACAUUGUUAUCAAAGCAGAGUGACACACAAUUUAGAUCAAAAGAAUUAUCACCAAUUUAACAUUAAAUAAUAUUUCUAAAAUGUCCGAUAAUGAAGAAAAUCAAUCACAUGAAGACGAUAUUCCCGUGGAAAAUUUUGAUCCAGAGGAUACUUUUAAAAUAUUACUUGCAACUGAUUGUCAUUUAGGUUAUGAACGAACAACAAAACGAGAUCAACUAGACGACAGUUUAAUAACAUUCGAAGAGAUUUUAAAAUUGGCAGUGGAAAAUGAAGUUGAUUUUAUUUUACUAGGAGGUGAUUUGUUCCAUGAAACAAAACCACCUCAAGAUAUAAUUGCAAAAUGUAUUUCAUUGCUUAAAAAAUAUUGUAUGGGAACUCGCAAUAUUAAAAUUCAAAUGCUUACUGAUCCAGAACUAAUUUUUAAGGAUUGCAGUAAUAAAACUGUAAAUUUUGAAGAUCCAAAUCUUAAUAUUAGCAUACCAGUUUUCUCGAUUCAUGGAAAUCACGAUGAUCCAAGUUCCGGAGCAACGGGUUCAUUAGAUCUUUUAUCCGAAACAGGUUUAGUGAAUUAUUUUGGAAAAUGGACAAAUUUAGAGAAAGUGGAAAUUGCGCCAUUGAUUUUAAAAAAAGGACAAACUUACAUUUCCCUCUAUGGACUAAGUUAUAUAAAUGAUAAAAGAUUAGCAAGACUUAUGCGAGAUGGCAAUUUUAAAAUGUUAAGAGCAACAGAAAUUCCCGAAAGUUUCAAUAUGUUUGUUCUACAUCAAAAUCGAGUGUGUCAUGGAAAAUUCAAUAAUUUAACUUACGUGAAACAAGAUAAAUUGCCAAAAUUUCUUAAAUUUGUUAUGUGGGGCCACGAGCAUGAAUGUCGAAUUCAACCCGAAGAAGUUGAAGGCGAUGCAAAAUAUUUUAUUUCACAGCCAGGAAGUUCUGUAGCAACAUCGUUGAGCGAUGCCGAAGCAGUUCCUAAACAAGUUGGUUUAUUAUCGAUUCACAAAACGUAUUUUAAAUUAAAAGCUCUAGAAUUAAAAACAGUAAGACCAUUUGUACUUGGUAAUGUUGUUGUUGACAAGGAUAUGCCCGAUUUAAUUAAUAAAAGCGAAGAAUUAUGGCCUGAUCUAAUUUUAAAAUACGUUCGCGAUUAUAUUGAAGACGAAAUGAUACCACGUGCUGCGAAUCUUUUAACAGGACAUCCUGAACAACCAACAUUGCCGUUAAUUAGAGUCAAAGUACACAUAUCCAAAGACGAACAACGAUUUGAAAAUAAUAAAAUUUCUCAAAUAUUCUGCGAAGAUGUUGCGAAUCCUAUGGAUAUUAUACUUUUUGUCAAAGAUUCAAGAAGGCAUGCAUUUUUAGAUACAAAAUUUGAUAAUAUGGGUCCAUCUAGAUUUUUUGACUUCGAAGAUAUCUACGAUGAAAAAGAAUGGAAUAAAACGGUUCAAGAUGGAAUUUGUAAAUAUUUCGCCGAGGAUCAAAAUUCUGAAAAAUUGACAGUUUUUACUGUUAAUGAACUCAAUGAUGCUUUGUCACAAUUCACUGAUCAUUCAAAUCUUCAAGCAUUUGAAACACUUGUGCAAGAUCAAAAACAAUCAUUUGUCGAAUAUUUAAGUAAAUUAAAUAUUGAUUUUAAUGAUGAGAAGAAUAUUUUGGAAAAAAUGAAAGAAUUCCAAAGUAAUCGAUUAGUAAACAGUGGAGAAAACGAAGAGUUUCUACGAAUGCGUGAAGAAGCAUCAAAAAGACGAAAGGAAAGAGAAGAGCGUGAAAAUGUUAAUAGAAAUGUUGAUAAUGGUGAUGAAGAUGAUGUUUUAAAUGUUCCAACUAAAACGAGAGGUAGAGGUCGAGGUAGAGGCGCAAGAGGAAGUGGAAGAUUGCAAACAGUUGUUAUUUCCGAUGACGAUAUGGAAGACGAUGAAGAACCUCAACCAACGAAAAGUCGAGGUAGAGGACGUGGCAGAGGUCGAGCUCGAGGUGAAACAACAACAACAAGAAAACCUCGAGGAAGAGCAACGCCAAAAGCUGCCAAUUCUUCUGCAAAUCUUCGUAAUUUCUUAGACAUCACUACCUCUAGAACAUCGACCAGAACUAGUAGAUCAAUGGUUGUUGAUGAUGCAGACGAUGAUGAAUUUGUUGACUCCGAUUAAAUCAUCAACAUGAGAAAAAUUUGGAAGCUUUUACCAAUUUUAAAAAUCUAAUUAUAAAAUUGUUUUUUUUUCUACUUACUGUAUUUAUUACGUUUCGUUCGUGUUUAUUUCAUUUUAAUUAAGUAUUUUCAUUACAAAAAAAAACUCAACAAUGUAGUAAUUUGUACCUGCAAAAAUAUUUCUAUUUUUUAAUUAAAAAUAUGUAAAUUCUACUUAUAUUUUUGUACUAUUGUUAAUAAAUUUGUAUGCUUUGAUAAA